Camelina sativa (false flax) is the source of this 972-nucleotide messenger RNA. The record is from RefSeq and is a predicted model, not a curated record. Lineage: Eukaryota; Viridiplantae; Streptophyta; Magnoliopsida; Brassicales; Brassicaceae.
AUGUCAAAACAGGUUUCUUGCAAAUGUGAACCAAAAUGUCACAAACCUAUAGGGCUUAUAAAAACAGGUUGCUUGUUACCAAAACAACAUUCAACACUUAAACUUGCACAUCCGUUUGAUCUAUCUUUUGUUCAAGUUCCUCUUUUGAGUCCAGACGAUAUACUUGCACAUCCGCUUGAUCUAUCUUUUCGUUUUGCAGGUCUCCUGGUCUCAUACAUACACCAGACCAGGCUACGCAAAAAAGACAACACCACUCUGUUCCAAAAGUCUGGUGGACAGAAUACAUAUCAGACCUUUGACUUGGACUUAUUCCGCUGUGUUAUCACAGCAGCCAGGUCAACCUUCACGCUUCCGCCUCAGCUCAUUGGUGAAGCUUUGCAUGUGUACACCUGCCGUUGGUUACCAUACUUGAAAUCAAAAAGCCAUUCAGGUUUCUCAGUUAAAGAAAACGAAGCAGCGCUGGAAAGGCAUCGGCAUGUUGUUAACACAGUUGUGAAUAUGAUUCCUGCAGAUAAAGGAUCGGUUUCAGAGGGGUUUUUGCUGAGACUUGUUAGCAUAGCGAGUUAUGUGGGAGCAUCUCUCACAACAAAGACUGAGUUGAUUAGAAAAGCUGGUCUGCAACUCGACGAGGCAACUCCUGAUGACCUCUUGUUGCGUUCACACUCAUCCUCUCAUCACCGUCGCUAUGAUACCGACUUGGUUGCUACAGUUCUUGAGAGUUUGUUAAUGCUCUGGAGAAGACAAUCUUCUGCGCAUCUUUCUAGUAACAACAGUCAAUUGCUGCAUUCAAUCAGGAAGGUGGCAAAGCUUAUUGAUUCUUAUCUUCAGACAGUGGCACAAGAUGUCCAUAUGUCAGUUUCCAAAUUCGUUUUUCUUGCUGAGGCAGUGCCCUACAUUCCACGUGAGAGCCAUGACAGACUUUACAAAGCGAUCAACAUAUAUCUCAAGAUUUCAGUGCAGAAUUGCUACUAA